AUGACCAAGCUCGGCCUCGAGGCCAAAGACUUGGAGCCGACCCAGACGAUCUUCCAUGGCAUCGUUCCCGGCCUCUCCUGCUCUCCGAUCGGCCGGAUCCGGCUCGACGUCCUGUUCGGCGACAGCAACCACUUCCGACGCAAGCCGCUCUGGUUCGAGGUGGUGGACCUGUCCAGCGCAUACCAUGCGCUACUGGGCCGGCCCGCGCUCGCCAAGUUCAUGGCGGUCCCUCACUACACUUACCUAAAAAUGAAGUUGUCGGGUCCGAAGGGCCUCAUCACCAUCACUGGUGACUACCGCAAGUCCCUGGAGUGCGCCCGAGAGGGCGCCAAACUGGCCGAGUCACUGGUCAUAGCCGAGGAGCGGCGCCAGCUCGACCGAAUCGUCGCCCUGGCCAACGAGACGUCGGCCGCACCAGUUCCGGCCGAGGAGCCGGCCGACGAGGCCUCGUUCAAGCCCUCCAAGGAGACCAAGAAAGUGAAGCUGAACCCGGAAGGCCCCAGCUACAGCAAGUACGUUGUCGUGGGCACUCGCCUCGAUAGCAAAUAG
Messenger RNA from Aegilops tauschii subsp. strangulata, 549 nucleotides. RefSeq lists its product as uncharacterized. The record is from RefSeq and is a predicted model, not a curated record. NCBI's taxonomy places the organism in Eukaryota, Viridiplantae, Streptophyta, Magnoliopsida, Poales, Poaceae.